Messenger RNA from Orbicella faveolata, 3141 nucleotides. RefSeq lists its product as uncharacterized. NCBI's taxonomy places the organism in Eukaryota, Metazoa, Cnidaria, Anthozoa, Scleractinia, Merulinidae. Gene Ontology annotation, molecular function: zinc ion binding. The record is from RefSeq and is a predicted model, not a curated record.
ACUUUGCCAAAAUCCUUUUGAAGUCCGAGGGCCAUCCCACAAGUAAAGUACCUCAACAACCAACAAGACAAGCCAAUAUUUGAGUUGGGGAGAAAAGAACGAUACCAGCCGAAACAAGCAGUGGAAGUAUUGUUACGACAAGCCCCUCAUGUGAAAAUGUGCGAUAGACAACCCUUGGGAGUACGCCAAAACAUGUCCUUCCUUAUCGACAUUAGCAAGCUGAAUAACUGGGAGGAUAUCAAAGUUGACCGAAAUGGAGUUUACAACGGUCUGCUACGAUGCGGUGUUUGGAAAGUGGCUUGUGAAGUAAACCAGAACGACACCAGUUUUGAAAUUAUCACCAAGAAGAAAGAAACUUUGCAUGACGAAAAGCAGUACCACUUGACGAUCAAUUCCAAAAGAAACAAGGCAUCACCAAAUCUUGUUCGUUCAAUAUUUCUUCUAACAUCGAAGAGUGGGAAGACUGUAAAUGAUGCUUGUCUGUUACAAUACCAUAUUACCUCAGGAGAAGACACCGUGAACAUCGAAGUUCAACCUCACGGAAACCGAAAAGAAGGCCAGUCGCGCGCAUUUCACCCAACAGCAAAGAGCACUUUAGAGAAAAUCCACGAGGGAUUGACGGACAGCAGUCAAACAUCAUCAUGACAAAGGUAUCUAGCAUUUUGAAUAGCACAGUGCUACACUUUUUUCAAAGUUGAACAAAUAUGUUUCAAACAUCUGGAUCAGGCAAGGGGUUUCAUGACUGACGGAGAAGAGGCAUUGAUCCAAGCUUGGAGUGCAGAUAUGCCUAAAGCAAAACACCUACGCUGCUUCAAACACUUUGAGGGUAACUGCAAAGAGAAAUUAAGGACACUGGGUAUCUGCACCACAAAACAACAGAGUACCUUUAUCAACAAGGUGAAGGGAAAGAAAGAGGGAAUUCUGGAUGCAGAGGACAAAAAAGACCUGAAAAGACGACUGGAAGCCUCAAAAGAGGAGCUUGACAGGGAGGAAAGAGGCGUGCUUGGCAAGGAUGACGCAUAUGAAUGCAAGUUCUAGAAAUAUCUAGAAUCAAACUACGAGAUGAUGAAGAACAACGUGGUUGCAAAGGUUCGACGCCGUGCUGGGCUAGAAGACGGUCCCGACGGCAAGCCAGUCCGCUCAUACACAAAGCCAUCAGAAUCCAUGAACCACGUGAUGUCCAGUUUGAAGAAGGAUAUUGUUUCAAGUGAGAAUGUGAAAGACCGAGGACUGACCAAACUUGAGUUUACCACAUCAGUGUUUGAAGAAAUUCACCGAAAGCAGCAGGAAGAAUUACGUUUGGCCAUUGCUGGAAUAAGUGAAGAGUACGAACUUUCCGAGGUUGUGUCACAACUUGCGGUCUCAACUGACACCUGGUUUCAAUGGUCACCCGAAGAAAGGGAGAAAUGUGUCGCGGACAUGAACAAAAUAUCAGUGGAGGAAGCAGUCGAGGGCAAACGCAUUGCUGAGCCCAACAUACCCACCCAACUACCAGAGAAAGAAUUCUCCGAGUUCUCCGUGGAUGUUGCCAAAUUUCUGGAGCAAAAUAUGGGAUACAAAUCGGUUACAGCAAAGCACGUUGCGGAAAACACACUGCUGCUAGUAAACCACCCUCUUGCCAUCCAGGAGCAGCCAACCCUACAUUCUACUAGUAACAAAGUCGAAGUCGCUGCAGUACACGCUAAGAACGGUAGAGUACAGUGUACUGUGAACACAAAUUUCGUAUCUUGCAAUUGCCCAAGUUACAAAUUUGAUAGUAUUUGUAAACAUUCUAUUGCUGUCGCUCAGUUGAAAGGGUUUCUUGAGAAGCACUUAAACCAUGUUGCGAAGAAAUCAGGGCCAAGGUGCGCAAAAACAGCUCUGGUAGAAUCCAAUGUCGACAAGCAAAGAGCCGGGAAAAAGGGAGGCCGAAACAAAACUAAAUAUCGCCCCCCCAAACAACAAACCACGCCAGCAGAAGUUCAAAAGCAAAGCAGUCAAGGUCUGUACACCCAUAUACACCACAAUGACAACCCUUUCGUGGUGCGCCUUCUUCCAGAAGAAGCCAAGCUGAGAAAUGUAAGACAUGCAACGUGGACUUCUGCCACCGGCAACGGCAUGUCCCUUUUCAUCUGGUACUGGAGCACAAAGAAAGGUGGUACUUUCCGAAAGAGGGCGACUGGGACAACAAAGUGGCCACAAACAAAGAGGGAAAACGAUAUUACCAUCCAGACCUACAGAAAUGUUCGAAGCCCAGGUUCCCUUACAUAACAUCCCAGUACAUCAAUGUUCCAGAGGAAACCAUUGGUAAACUACAAGAAUCACACAAGGAACUGCUCAGGCGGGAAUUCAACCUAGAUAUCUAAGCAGAAAGAGCGUUUGCGCUGGGUGCUAAGAGGAGAGUGAAUAGGAGUAUGUAAACUCGCCUGGACUAAUUUUUUGGCCACAUCCGUCGAUCCGCCACUAUAUGUUCUUUUAAAUCCGGAUACAAAUAACUUAAAACCUCUGUGUAUUAUCCGGACGGUACACAGUCACCGCAAUGGACUGUAGAUGUUUGAUUUUUUGAGGCUGAUCUUUCAAGAAUACCUUUUUACGCGAAAGUUAAAGUUGCAGCAUAACCCAAAACAUUAAUUUAAUGGCGUUCAACUAAAGGAGCGCAUUAUGGCCCCAAAAAUCGACAAAAACGGCAAAAGCGUCAACAUACCAACCAAGGUGGACCAAAGAUCCGUAGGAACCACUUAAUUCCGGUCCAUUCGGCGAUCCGCCUUAUUUGUGAAAUCCGCUAAUCUGCUCUUUUUAUCGAAAACGUCUGCAGUCUGGUCGCUUUUAAAGGCCAAAUCCGUCCAUGCCCGAACCUAUUCACCCCCUACCCUCUUAUAGUUUAAAGCAGCCUAUUAAGUUAAAAGUUGUGAUUUAGGGUUUCAGAAAAGAAGCAAUCAUUUUACUGGACUUGGAGAGGUUCACGUCUUCGUUAUAAUGAUUAUAGUUAUUUGUUACAGUUUCAGUUGUGAUCUUGCAAAUUUCGUGACGAUUGACUAGCAUUAUUGCAUUUCUGUUGUUCCUCUAGUGCCUUCACGAAAUUCAUCAUUUAUCAGGGAACGCUUAAGUGGUAAUACACCUUUUGCUGUUCAUUUACAGAAAAUAAACAUUCAUUUGUUUCCA